Molecule: messenger RNA, 393 nt
Organism: Candida albicans SC5314
Lineage: Eukaryota; Fungi; Ascomycota; Pichiomycetes; Serinales; Debaryomycetaceae
Exons: 1
Coding region: 1-393 (130 amino acids)
Source: RefSeq, a predicted model, not a curated record
AUGAUGACCUCUAGAAAACGUACAUUUGAAGAAUUUUCAACAUCUCACUCUUUUCCAUUUUCUGAAGAUACCAAUUCAACCAGAACCAAUAUAUUCAAUUGUUUUCCUCCAUCGUCUCCACCGCCAACCACUACCACCAGCAGUAGUUACGAUUUCUACAACACAUCCAUGGAUGAUAGUUCAUGUGGUGAAAAACGGUUUCAGAAACAUAAAAUACACAGUGAGAUACAUACAACCACUAUAGAAAUGAUGAUGAAUGCUCAAUUACAACUACAACGACAAGAAAAAUUGCAACGUCAACAACAACAACCACAGCAGCAACAAGAAGAAGUAAAACUGGAUGGUGAACAUAACAAUGGAGAAUCAACUUAUCACCAGUGUCCAUACUGGUAA